AUGACUGAGAGUAAUAUAAUCGAUGAAGGGGCUUCUCAUUUACAAGAGCCAUUAUCUAAAAGACAAAAAUAUCACGACACUCCAAAAAAGACUUUAAUUAUUAAUGCCUUUUUGAUGGGUUCCGCUGGUAAUCAAACUAUCAAUUCCUGGAGGAACGAAGAUGACAAGUCUUCAGAUCUAUUCGAGGACCCCAGCUACUGGACAGAUCUUGCAAAAUUGCUAGAAAAAGGGAAAUUUAAUGCCGUUUUCUUUGCUGAUGUCCUAGGACCAUAUGAUGUCUUUAAAGGCCCUGGAAAUUUAGAACCAGUGGCUAUUGCUGGAUCUCAAUUUCCUGUAUCUGAUCCAAGUUAUUUUAUACCAUUAAUGGCGUCAGUAACAAAAAAUUUAGCUUUUGGGUUAACGAUUUCAACUAUAAGCGAACAACCUUAUCACCUUGCGAGAAGAUUAGGUACCCUUGAUUUAAUUACGAAUGGGCGUGUUGGAUGGAACAUCGUGACUUCAUAUUUACAAAGUGCCUCAAGAAACUUACUUGGUGCUGAUUUGCCUUCAAAUUCAGAAAGAUAUGAAAGGGCAGAAGAGUUUGUUGACGUCGUGUACAAGCUAUUUUUAAGUUCAUGGAGAGAUGGUGCUGUGUUAAAGAACAAACAGUUAGGAGUUUUUACUGAUCCCAAAGGUUUGAGACAUAUCAAUCAUAAAGGAAAACACUUCACAGUGCCGGGUCCUUCUUUCACCCAACCAAGUCAGCAAAAGCUACCGGUGAUCAUUCAAGCAGGUGCUUCUCCAAAGGGUAAGGAACUUGCUGCAAGAAAUGCUGAGGUAAUUUUCUUCUCUCAUUUGACUAAGGAAGCUUUGAAAGCUGCCGUAGAAGAUGUUAAGACGAUAGCAAAAACCAAAUUCAAUCGUGAUGUCAGUAAGAUUAAGUUCCUUUGCUUAGCAACGGUGAUUAUAGGUAAAACACACGAAGAAGCUUGGGAAAAGUAUGAGGAAAAAAAGAAACUUGCCGACAAUGACGACGCUGCAGCCGCUAUGUUUUCUGGUUGGACCGGUGUAGAUUUGAGCGUUUAUGGAGAGGACGAUGUCCUCGAUUCUAAAGAACAUCAUGCUAUAGCCUCUAACAUUAAGAAGUUUAAAGACGCUGACCCCUCAGUCAAAAAGUGGACCAAACGUGCAAUAAUUGAUAAGAUUAAAGUGUCUGGAAGUGGUGUAAUAUUUGUAGGUACAGCUGAAGAGGUCGCAGAUGCAAUCGAAGAUUGGGUAACUCAUUCUGAUAUUGAUGGUUUUAACUUCACUGCAACCUCAAUACCAACAAGCUUUGAAGAAAUCAUAAAUGAAUUACUCCCGGUUUUAAGGAAACGUGGAUUAAUUCAACAAGACUAUCCAACUAGCCCGAACGGACAUUUGACAUUCCGGGAGCAGUUGUUUGGGUCAAAAUUUUUGGACCCUACCCAUACAGCUUAUAAUCUCAGAUGGCAUGAAAACGAAUCUAAAGAAGAGUAUGAGUCCAGAAUAGCUGAAAGUGUAAAAUGA
Molecule: messenger RNA, 1527 nt
Organism: Kluyveromyces marxianus DMKU3-1042
Lineage: Eukaryota; Fungi; Ascomycota; Saccharomycetes; Saccharomycetales; Saccharomycetaceae
Gene: yxeK
Product: putative monooxygenase yxeK
Exons: 1
Coding region: 1-1527 (508 amino acids)
Molecular function (GO): oxidoreductase activity, acting on paired donors, with incorporation or reduction of molecular oxygen; monooxygenase activity
Source: RefSeq, a predicted model, not a curated record